Molecule: messenger RNA, 486 nt
Organism: Lucilia sericata (common green bottle fly)
Lineage: Eukaryota; Metazoa; Arthropoda; Insecta; Diptera; Calliphoridae
Exons: 3
Coding region: 1-486 (161 amino acids)
Source: RefSeq, a predicted model, not a curated record
AUGACGCACUCACUAACAGUGAAAUUUACAAAAUUUUAUUGUUUUGAAUUUGACAAACCUUUUGCCGAUAUACCAAAAUGUUAUUUGAAGGUAUUAGCACGCGAUAAGGUUGGUCUCAAUCUGCAUGUACGGCUGCAUCAGGUGCCAGUGCCUAAUGUUUCGGUUAAUGCUGCAUUUUUGAUUAAAGGUUCCACCCAGAACUAUCGUCCAUUUCUUUAUAAUACUACUUUGGAUUUUUGUAAAUUUUUAAAAAAUCCCAAUCGUUAUCCUUUCUGGAAAAUAGUAUAUUUCAUUAUAAAACCUUCUUCAAAUAUUAAUCACACAUGUCCCUAUAGUCAUGAUAUAAUAGUACAACGUCUAAUUUUAGACAGCAGCAUGUUUAAAUUUAUUCCCUUUCCAUCUGGGGAUUAUUUGGUGAUUUUAAAAGUUGCUGCCUACAAUGAUUAUAAAGCCGAAGUUCGAGCAUAUUUCAGUAUAAAAGAAUAA